Messenger RNA from Endocarpon pusillum Z07020, 6291 nucleotides. RefSeq lists its product as uncharacterized. Lineage: Eukaryota; Fungi; Ascomycota; Eurotiomycetes; Verrucariales; Verrucariaceae. Gene Ontology annotation, biological process: autophagy of mitochondrion; autophagosome assembly; reticulophagy. The transcript is spliced from 2 exons. Bases 1 to 6291 code for a protein of 2096 amino acids. Gene Ontology annotation, cellular component: phagophore assembly site; extrinsic component of membrane. Gene Ontology annotation, molecular function: phosphatidylinositol-3-phosphate binding. The record is from RefSeq and is a predicted model, not a curated record.
AUGUCGUACCUAUCAUUUAUGCCAUGGACGCUUCAGAGGCGCCUCUUACGUUACCUGCUCUCGCAAUUCGACUUUCUCGAGACCGAUGACCUGGACCUGGAAGACCUUGGUAUCAGAUGGGGCCAGAGAUCUAUCGUUGAACUCAGGAACGUUGGCCUGAGAACAUCGGUUCGUCUGACGGGUUUGAGAAAAUGGAUUAAGCUAAAGCUUUCGCAGAAAUUGUCUUCGAUACUUCCCUUGCCGACUCUCGUUAACUUCAUAUCGGCACGGAUCUCGUACCUGAAGAUAACCGUACCUGCGAAUAUAUUAACGAGUGGUAUCGAAAUUGAUAUAUCAGGCGUCAAUGUCCACCUCAAGGUUGAUCCAAAGGAUGAGAAGGGUCAUGCAUUCACAAGGCCGGAGCAGCGCAAGCCGCCGGCCAGAGGCACAAAGUCAAAUCGUCCGCGGACAGGGACGCCCACUGUACAUGACCCGGGAGGACGGCGCACAGCACCAUACCGGCCACUUGAGGACUCUCUGUUCCACCCAGACCUUGCGGUGCAACAGCUUGCCGAGUCCUUCCUACAGACAGAGUCUCAAGAGGAUCGCUUAGAGCUGCAAGCGGCUAUUGCGUCCCAGUCACGUCAUGAACGAGAGUCCAUAAGCUCUAGUAUAUCAAGUGAAGAAGAAGUAGGGAUUGGUGCAACAGAAGGUUAUACACUGCCUUCAUUCGUUGCCUCCUGCUUGGCUGGCAUUGCGGAUCGGCUUCAGCUCCAUGUGAAAGACAUAGCAAUACAUGUCGAAUUCGAACACUCCCGAGACAGUCCGAACUCCUCACGGACCAGAGAUACUCGUUCAACGCUCUUUUUGCUGAAUUUGUCAGAAUUAUGUGUACAAGGUGUUGGCCCCGUUCCGGACGACCAUAGUCAGGGCACACCAAAACGAAAAGUUGUUCUACACCAGUUCAGUAUUCUAGUUCUGCCGGACUCCUCAAGUGAUUCCUCUGAUCCGGGAUCAGCGGAGACGACCUCACCUAUACUCAAGCAUUCAAAUGCUAGUCCGCUAUCUACUGCUAUGGCACUGAACCCUGUUCAAGAACACGGUACAGAUUUGACAUUCAGCGAUUCAAUGGAAAGAAUCAGUGACUACACUUCUGGUCUUCGCCAUCCGCAGCAAAUCGACCGAUCGACUACCUCAAGUGACAGCGUGUUUUCAGAUGAAUCCUCAGCAGCGCUGCGUAUUCCAGCUGGCCUGGACAAUUCUCUAGAUGACUCGACUCUUUUCGCUGCAACUUCACAGGAACUCCGCCUUUCAAACAGUUCUGAUCAAGGGAGCCCUCCUCCUGUCCGACCUUCUUCAACGUCUGCCGACGACGUCUUUGGAGACCAUGCCAAAAGAGAUGCUGAUGAGCCGUUGCGCCACGACCAGAUUCUCAACAGCAGGCGCAUAUCCAGUCCUGGCAGCAUUGAUAACCAGGUGUACGCAGAAUCUUUGGCUAAAUCUGGCCAGUCUGCUUCGGAAAUGGAGGACGCCAUUAGUGGUGAUCUGCCCGUCGAAGAUCUAACCGAAUCGAAGAUCUUCACGCAUGAUGAAGCAGAAUCCAUGUACAUGAGCGCUCUAAGCGUAAACCUAGAUUCUCCAGGAGAUGGGAAGCAGAUGCCAGGAGCUUGGGACUGGGCAGGAGACCGUGCGUGCGCCUCAAGCCGAUCGACUAAUCCUGAGCUUGUGCGAAGCUCUAUCGAGGCUCUACCAAGGAACAAACCUGCCUCUGCGGUUAGCCCGAGGACACCUCCUCUGUGCCUGAUUUCCAGUGCAGACCCGGGUGCACCUGGGAAAGAUGGGUCAGUUGAUAGUGUUGCUUCGCUAGGUCAGAUGCCAUCAACAGCGAAACAGCUAUUGUUCAUCGAUCAGAUCUCCGCCUGGCUACCUACUACGCACGACUCCGACCUUCCGACCACACCAAUCUUGGAGCAGACAGUUAAUGAUGGUGGCGAAUCCCGUGAUGGCGGAAAUGGAAGUCAAGUCAAGCGCAGCUCUUCUCCAACCGGCGAUCUUCAUGCUUUCAGCCUGAAUGCUAGUGAGAACAGAAGCCAAACGACAGAUCGCAUUCCUUAUGAAGCAGAUCUUACCCCCAUAUCCUUUAAUUCGCCCGACACGAUCGAAGUUGAAGUUGUGAAUGUGCACUGUCAAUUUGACAUGCAAACCGGCAAAAUCUUAGUCGCAAUAGCGAAGUCAACCUUGGGAGAAUCUCAAGCAGCUACCAAAGGGAAAAAUGCAUCUGUUCCUUCUGCCGCGGAUCCCCGAUUUUCCUUGAAGGUCAACGAUCUGGAUAUUGCAUUUCUCGAACAUGUCCCAGAGCGAUCCAUUAAAGCUGCUGUCGAAAAGCAUUUCCCUCCUGAUGACGCGUUGCUUCUCCAUAUGUCACUUGCUGGAAUAGCAUAUACAAGCUCGGUCCUCGAUGGGGCUCUUCAACAGCAUUUCCAUCUGACGAAAAUGUCUUUGUCCCAUUCCAAAGGUCAACUCCUAUUUUUCAGCCAUGAAUCAAGAAUGAGGACUUCACUAAAGGAUACUAUCGCCCUUCAGAAGUACGAUGUAGAGGCGUUGAUCACAUCCAAGGCUGGCGCAAGCAAGGUCGAGAUCCACACCAAACCAAUUCGAUUGGUUUUCGAGCUGAGCCAAAUGGACGAUGUACUCAGCAGGAGUGGUGGCCUUAGCAGUCUCUUAGAACUAGGAAGCUCAGUCGCGUCUUCCAGCACUGUUCGAGAUAGUCCAAGAAAUUUCCAUGAGCGUCGAGUUGAGCCUCGCGGUGUACGGUUCGAAGAUCCCCCAGGAAGAGAACCAAGGCCAUAUGAUGACCUCAACUUCGGACUUGGCAAGCUCAACAUCCGCAUGGGUGGAGUAGGUAUCGAUAUCGUUGGAUCUGAGUCUAUCUUGAAGGCCACUUCAUCUGCGGUCAAAGUUGUUUACAGAACAGAAGGCUUGGGCAUGCAGAUAGAUCGGAUAUCACUACAAGGCCCAUUUCUUCUGGGGGCGAAUGAGAGUCCGGAAUUAUCUGUCAAUUUACAAAACACCAGAUUAGAAUAUCUACCAGUACCAAAUGACAAAGAUCUCGACCGCCUUUUAGCAAUCCUGACGCCUUCGAAGGACAAAUACGAUGCAGAUGACGACAUCAUGGUGGAUACACUUCUAAGGCAACGACGAAAGGGCGGAGUACUUCGCUUGACUGUCAUGUCCUUCAUGGCUUCUCUUGAGGGUAUGUCGCAUAUGGUGCAUCUAUCCAAGGUUGCUACCGAGCUUGGCAAGCUCUCCAAAGUUGCCAAAUACCUUCCAGAGGACGAUAGGCCCGGCAUACUGAGUCUCGCGCUUGUGAAGAACUUCGAAUUCGACAUUAACAUGGGAGAUCCCAUAGGAAAGCUUCAUUUGCAAGCGCGGGCUUUAGAAGGUGCGCAUGUGAGUGUUCCGUCUCUACUUGCCGCUCAAAUUGCGACCGCUUCAAUCCGCCGGAAUGAUGUUGAAAUUCUUCUUGAUGAAGCUAUUACUUGUUCGGGUAGCAGCAACGUGCCACCAAUGGUUAUGUGUCGCUUUGUUGCCGACGAGAUGGAUCCAACUGUUAAGCUCAAGCUUUUUAACAUAUGCUUUGAAUAUCGUGCGGCUCUCGUCGCUGCCUUGAUGAACACAGCAGACUCCUUCAGCGGUGAAGGAUCAGAAGCUGGGAGCGAGAGAUCAUUGCAGUCUCUCGCGCGUACUUCAUCGCCCCCGAGUAGUGAAAGUGCUGCGGAAUUUGUCAGGCGAACCAAUAUAUCAAUCGCAAUCCGUGAUUCUGCUCUGGCUCUAAAUCCUCGAGAUGUCCAAGGAAGAGCACUUGUCAUUCUGACCGACGCUGCUUUCGCAAGUCCACUCAAUGACAGCAAGGACAUCAAGGUGUCCACAGAUAUCAAGAAGGCAUCAAUCAUGGUUAUUGACAAAGUCAACGUUGAUGGAUCUCCGAUCGACCCAGAUCGCCGCGGUUCUGCGCUGCAAAGUGAGGAUCAAGUUAGAACGCUCACUGAAAUGGGCUAUGUGCCUAUUGGAUACAUCUCUUCAGCCACAAGUAACAUCAACGUCACGCAAUUGGACGACAAUGGAAACCGAUCUACGGAGGUUGAUUUUGGAAAUGCACUGCUUAUCCUUGAGAGCUGUGCAGACUCUACGCAGACCCUCCUCGGCAUCCUGAAUGGACUGAGCCCGCCAGCUCCACCAGUAAAGGUUUCACCCUAUCGCACCGAGAUUAUGCCGAUUGAGGAUCUCCUCGCCUCAUUCUCUGGGGAUGCUUUUGUCGCAGAAUCCGGUCCUGAAUCAGGCCUUCGUGUUGAGAGCAGUGCUGAUUCCGAAUCGAGGCUUCCAGGGCAACAAGAUAUCGAGUAUGUUAGUGAGUUCUACCAGCCAGAUCCGGACGAUUCAGAUGACAUUUCAGAGAGCGGCCUCCAUUCAGAGAUGCUGGACUCUGAAAUAGCAGAGUCGACUGUCUCAAUAUCAGUAGCACCUGUCUCGAUCAAAGAGUCAGUAGCAGAAGCCUCGCAUACCGAAGCCAUGACGAAUAGUCUGCUCGACUUUCGUGAUGAGCAUUUUGGAGAUAGAUCUACUGCUGGUGAUGAUUCUCACCGUUGGGAUGCGACCAGAAACACGUAUGGACUUGCUGGUGACCGAAGUGUUAAGAGAUUCCCACUCAAGGUUCGCAUUCGUGGUGUGCAUGUCAUUUGGAAUCUCUUCGAUGGGUAUGAUUGGCAAGGUACGCGCGACAUCAUCUCUGAAGCUGUGAAGGACAUUGAGACAAGAGCCGCUGCCCGACGGCCACGAAGUGCCAGCAGGUUGUCGCCGGGUACGGAAGAAGAGGAGGAAUCAGUCAUUGGGGACUUUUUGUUCAACUCGAUUUACAUUGGCAUCCCUGCGAAUAAGGACUCCCGCGAGCUUGCUGGUGAGAUCAAUCGAGAUAUUGAUGAUCUUACCAGCGAAAGCGGUAGCUAUGCGACGUCGACAACAAUCACUGGCUCACCCGCAAGAGAUCAGCCACUGAGGCAGAAGCAGAAAAGAUUGAAGCUUCAAAGGAGCAAGCAGCAUAAGAUGACAUUUGAACUCAAAGGUAUUUCUGCAGAUAUGCUUGUCUUUCCGCCAGGCUCAGGUGAGGUCCAGAGCUCGGUCGAUAUCAGAGUCAAAGAUUUGGAUAUAUUCGAUCAUGUUCCGACUUCUACGUGGAAGAAGUUUGCUACAUAUAUGCGCGAUGCUGGGGAGCGGGAGGCAUGCACAAGCAUGAUCCACAUCGAGAUCUUAAACGUGAGACCAGUGCCGGACCUGGCAGCAACGGAGAUGAUCCUCAAGUUGACUGUGCUCCCCUUGCGUCUGCAUGUCGACCAAGAUGCGCUUGACUUCAUGAGCAGGUUCUUCGAGUUCAAAGAUGAACGCGCACCCGCACAAUCCGCCACCACCAGCCCACCACCAUUCUUGCAGCGGGUGGAAGUCAAUCCCAUCAAGAUCAAACUCGACUUCAAGCCCAAACGAGUCGACUACGGCGGCCUCCGCUCCGGUCGCACCACCGAAUUCAUGAACUUCUUCGUCCUCGACCAAGCCGACAUGAUCCUCCGACGCGUCAUCCUCUACGGCGUCUCCGGCUUCGACCGCCUGGGAAUCAUGCUCAACAACAUCUGGACACCAGACGUGCGACGCAACCAACUGCCCGGCAUCCUCGCGGGACUAGCCCCCAUCCGCUCGCUCGUCAACGUCGGCAGCGGCGUCAAAGACCUGGUCGUGGUGCCCAUGCGCGAGUACCAAAAAGACGGCCGGAUCGUGCGGAGCAUCCAGAAGGGCGCCCUUGCCUUCGCCAAGACGACGUCCAAAGAACUCAUCGGGCUCGGCGCCAAACUCGCCAUCGGUACGCAGACGGUGCUGCAGAACGCAGAGACGAUGCUCGCACCCCCCGACCCUGCCUCCAACCCCUCCCCCCGCGACGACCAAGACGAGGACGCGGAAUCCCGCAAGCAAAUCUCCCUCUACGCCGACCAACCCAUCGGCGUCGUCCAGGGUCUGCGUGGCGCAUAUGCCAGUCUCGAGCGCGAUCUGCUGCUGGCCAAAGAUGCCAUCAUUGCCGUCCCUGGUGAGGUGAUGGCGAGUGGCUCUGCAGCCGGGGCGGCCAAAGCGGUAUUGAAGCAGGCCCCGACGGCGAUCUUGAGACCGGCGAUUGGCGCGAGCAAGGCGGUGGGGAAGACGCUGUUGGGAGCGGGGAAUACGCUGGAUAGGGAGAAUUGGAGGAGGGUUGAGGAGAAGUAUAAGAGGCAUUAG